Molecule: messenger RNA, 372 nt
Organism: Plasmodium knowlesi strain H
Lineage: Eukaryota; Apicomplexa; Aconoidasida; Haemosporida; Plasmodiidae
Product: conserved Plasmodium protein, unknown function
Exons: 2
Coding region: 1-372 (123 amino acids)
Source: RefSeq, a predicted model, not a curated record
AUGACUAAAAUUAAUAAACCGCCCACGACUAGCAACCCCAAUAUUAAAUUAAAGAAACCGAAUUCGAAAGAAGAAGAGGACUUCAUGCAACCGGUAAAAAAAACAGUCAUUUCCAAAAACAUAAAGGUCGUGAAGAAGCCUGAAGAAAUAAAUGCAUCUCCGAGAAAAAGCGAAAAUGAAGGUGCCGAUAAAGACCAAGCCAAAAAGGGAGUAAGCAGCACAGACCCCAAGGCUAAAUCCGGAACAACUGAUAAUAAAGGGAAAAGCGGCGCAGACAGUAAUUCACAAAAAAAUGGGGGGGGUAAUAGUGGAGAGACUCAAGUGGGAUACUUCUCCUGGCUGUGGAGGUACUUUCCCAAGAAGAAGGCGUAA